Molecule: messenger RNA, 1182 nt
Organism: Cylicocyclus nassatus
Lineage: Eukaryota; Metazoa; Nematoda; Chromadorea; Rhabditida; Strongylidae
Source: the annotation of a GenBank genome assembly
AUGUGUGGUCCACUCAACACUUCACGUCUUCUUGCUGCAGCAUCGAUCAUGGCCGCUCCAGGAGGAUCUCAACAAUCAACUGCGUCAGCAACUCCAGCCAGCGUGCCAGCUAAGUCACCAGGAAUGCCAGAGAGCCCGACGACGAAAGCGAAGUUGAACCCUCCGCUAGUCAAGGGAAAAGCUCAGGUCAAACUCAAGGGACCAAUCAAUGUAGGAAUAGAAGUGAAAGAUUCUAAGGUACGCAGUAUACAAGCUUUUUCGCAGCUGAUCGGAUACCUUUAUGUGGGAGAUGUGAUCGUUUCCGUCAAUGGAUCGAAGGUAACGAAUACACAAGAGUUUUCUACGGCAGUCAAUGCAAAUCUGCCAGGAACAGUGGUAAUAGACUAUCUCAGAGAUGAAAUGUGCACUUUUGUCAUGAAGCCAUUACCUCAAAAAAGACCAGGCUACGAUCAGUUUGAAAUCACUCUUGUAUGGAGAUCUGGUGGAACUCCGAUUGGACUAUUGAUACAUAGAGAUUUCUCCGGAAAAGUAGUGGUGGCGAUGGUGGAGAGCGGCUGCACAGCAUCAAAAGUUGUCAAACCAGGAGACGUGUUGUUGAAAGUAAACAGCGUUGACAUCAAGGACAGAGAUGUCGCCAGAAAACUAAUUAUGGGCAGCAUCAACUAUUCAAAGAAGGUGAAACUCACUCUGGAGCGCUGCAGUCUGCCGUCGGCAGGACAAAGAGAUGUAAUAGCUCCUCCGCCUGUCCCAAAGCCCACAACUCCUCCGGCGGUGUCUCCUGUGGCCAGCAGCGCAGCGCAGCCGGAGCAGCCAGUGCAGCCGCCGCAGUCAGCACAGCCAGCGCCGGCAAAACCAGCGCUAUCGCCGGCAGCUCAGCCAGUUCCAGCACAGAAAACAUCCUCUGUCCCUAACCUCGCUAUCCCUCCGGUGAACACCAAGGUAGACGUACCGUUGCCAGCGGAUGUGCUUGCAAUAUUAGAGGCGAAUAAGAAUUUUUACCUCACCCCAUGCACUUUACCUCCGUGCCUCAAGAAGAGUAAAGAGGUGACCACACCAAAAGAAGCACAUCUGGAUAUUCCACAAGGAGCAUGCACUGAAGCGAUAAUUCCCUACGAUCCCUCACCAAAACCACUGAAGAUGACCCCAAAGAGGGUGGGAUCAUGAACAAAAGAUAUACUGAAU